Molecule: messenger RNA, 1947 nt
Organism: Xiphophorus hellerii (green swordtail)
Lineage: Eukaryota; Metazoa; Chordata; Actinopteri; Cyprinodontiformes; Poeciliidae
Product: ATP synthase subunit beta, mitochondrial-like
Exons: 10
Coding region: 53-1606 (517 amino acids)
Biological process (GO): proton motive force-driven mitochondrial ATP synthesis; proton transmembrane transport
Cellular component (GO): proton-transporting ATP synthase complex
Molecular function (GO): ATP hydrolysis activity; proton-transporting ATP synthase activity, rotational mechanism; ATP binding
Source: RefSeq, a predicted model, not a curated record
UUUAUAAAGCUCCGAGUUGCUCCGUCUCCUUCCACCUUCAGCCAUUUUAACCAUGUUAGGAGCUGUGGGACGCUGCUGCUCCGGGGCUUUGCAGGCUCUCAAGCCUGGGGUCCAGCCCCUGAAAGCCCUCGUUGGAUCCCCGGCUGUUCUUUCUCGCAGGGACUAUGUCGCUCCUGCCGCCGCCGCCAGCGCCGCCACAGGCCGCAUUGUGGCCGUCAUCGGCGCCGUCGUCGACGUCCAGUUCGACGAGGGCCUCCCUCCCAUCCUCAACGCCCUGGAGGUCACCGGCCGCGACUCUAGGCUAGUCCUGGAGGUUGCUCAGCAUCUUGGUGAGAACACAGUGCGUACCAUCGCUAUGGAUGGUACCGAGGGUCUGGUUCGUGGACACAAGGUUCUGGACACCGGUGCCCCCAUCAGAAUCCCAGUGGGCCCCGAGACCCUGGGGAGGAUUAUGAAUGUGAUCGGCGAGCCCAUCGACGAAAGGGGUCCAAUCAGCACCAAACAAACUGCACCUAUCCAUGCUGAGGCUCCUGAAUUCACCGACAUGAGCGUGGAGCAGGAGAUUCUGGUGACUGGCAUUAAGGUGGUGGACCUGCUGGCCCCUUAUGCCAAGGGAGGGAAAAUUGGGCUGUUUGGUGGCGCCGGAGUAGGAAAGACUGUGUUGAUCAUGGAGCUGAUCAACAAUGUGGCCAAAGCCCAUGGUGGUUACUCCGUGUUCGCUGGCGUGGGCGAGCGGACCCGCGAGGGAAACGACUUGUAUCAUGAGAUGAUCGAGUCUGGUGUCAUCAACCUGAAGGACACUACCUCUAAGGUGGCGCUGGUGUACGGACAGAUGAACGAGCCCCCAGGCGCCCGCGCCAGAGUGGCGUUGACUGGACUGACCGUGGCCGAGUACUUCCGUGACCAGGAGGGUCAGGACGUGCUCCUCUUCAUCGACAACAUCUUCCGCUUCACACAGGCCGGUUCUGAGGUGUCUGCCCUGCUGGGUCGCAUCCCCUCUGCUGUGGGUUACCAGCCCACUCUGGCCACUGACAUGGGUACCAUGCAGGAGAGAAUCACCACCACCAAGAAGGGUUCGAUCACAUCUGUGCAGGCCAUCUAUGUGCCCGCUGACGACUUGACUGACCCUGCUCCCGCCACCACCUUCGCUCACUUGGACGCCACGACUGUACUGUCCCGUGCCAUCGCCGAGUUGGGCAUCUACCCUGCCGUGGAUCCCCUGGACUCCACCUCCCGUAUCAUGGACCCCAACAUUGUCGGAGCUGAACAUUACGACGUCGCCCGUGGCGUGCAGAAGAUCCUUCAGGACUACAAGUCCCUUCAGGACAUCAUCGCCAUCCUGGGUAUGGAUGAGUUGUCCGAGGAGGACAAACUGACUGUGGCCCGCGCCCGCAAGAUCCAGCGUUUCCUGUCUCAGCCCUUCCAGGUGGCUGAGGUCUUCACAGGCCACUUGGGCAAACUGGUGCCCCUGAAAGAAACCAUCAAGGGCUUCAAGAGCAUCCUUGGAGGCGAGUAUGAUAACCUGCCUGAGCAGGCCUUCUACAUGGUCGGUCCCAUUGAGGAAGUGAUCCAGAAAGCUGAGAAGCUGGCUGAGGAGCACUCAUAAACACCUGAACAUUCUGAGCAGAGGGGGAGGGUCCUAUGGUUAGGAGCACUUGGUUUGUAAAACAUGUCAAAAAUACAAAUGUACCUGUCUUGUCGCCCUGAAGAAAGUUCUAUUUAAUGUUUCCAGUGAAAGAUAGAAUAAACCACUGUCUUUACACAAACAGACUUGUCAACUGCAUAUUUCAUGAGCUUUAGCUGUAAUAGAGGCCUGUUCCUUGAGAAAUCUUAUGAAAUGAUUGUCCUCUAUUGUGACCACAAGAUGGCAGACUUGAGCUGUAAAACUUUUGAGUUGUGUUGCAGAUUGUUACGUUUGGAAAUAAAACGGACAAAUUGGAAACUUUU